Messenger RNA from Archocentrus centrarchus (flier cichlid), 2093 nucleotides. RefSeq names its product tetraspanin 10 (gene tspan10). NCBI's taxonomy places the organism in Eukaryota, Metazoa, Chordata, Actinopteri, Cichliformes, Cichlidae. The coding region runs from base 60 to 1043 and encodes 327 amino acids. The transcript has 3 exons. The record is from RefSeq and is a predicted model, not a curated record. Gene Ontology annotation, cellular component: plasma membrane.
UGUGUUACAUUUUACCUUGUGUCAUUCUGACCAGCUAAUAUCUCCCAGUGUUUGACGAGAUGAGGCGAUUUUUGCCAAUGAAAAGAAUAACUUGGCCAUGGCUGAGAAGAGACGCUACUCAGAAUGAAACCAGCCCACUCUUACCAAAGACAGGCUCUACAAAAAACAAUGCUGAGGAGCUUGGCUUGGUCACUGCUGAUUUUCAAGCAGGGACAAAUAGUGGACAGGAACACAACAGUCAUGAAUUUGCAAGGAUCCAUCCCUAUUACAGUUAUUCUUUGGGGGACUAUUUCCUAAAAUACUUUCUGAUCCUAUGCAAUCUGAUGUUCACAGUUCUGGGCCUGAUGAUUCUUGGUCUGGGGAUUUGGGGUCUCAUCAGCAAGGAAUCCUUUGCUCAGGAGAAGAUCGGCAGUAUCGGCACUGACCCAAUGCUCAUACUUGUGAGUGUGGGCUUUCUGCUCACUAUGCUGUGCCUGACAGGCUGUGUAGGUGCCCUAAGAGAGAACCACUGCUUACUGAAGCUAUUCUCAGCCACUGUGUUGGUGCUCAUUACAGCCCAAGUCAUCAUCGCCAUUUUGGCCCACACUCUACGAGAUCAGAUUGGAGUUUACUUGCGGUCAGGUAUGUUAGCUGCAAUGUCACGCUACCAAGAUGACCUGGACCUGAGGUUCAUCACAGAUGAGAUUCAGUCAAAUCUGCAGUGCUGUGGGGCGGACAACUACAGAGACUGGGAGUUUAACAUAUAUUACAACUGCUCAGCUCCAGGAGUGCUGGCUUGCGGCGUCCCUGCGACGUGCUGUGUAGAUCCCUUGGAGAACGGCACAGUGUGGAACUCUCAGUGUGGUGUCGGGGCCCAAUUACUGGAUGAAUUUACUGCUCAGAGUGUGAUCUUCCUGGGAGGUUGCCUGGGUGGAAUCUCUCGCUGGAUCGAGCAGCAUGAGGGCCUGUUAGGAACAGUUGUGACCAUCAUAUUUGGGGUCCAGAUUCUGAUGCUAUUUAUUACCCUACGACUGAUGGAACGCAUCAAGCGUCAUAAAGCGUAGAUGUGACAAGGAGUGAUGAAUACAGCAUUAUGCUGAUCAAUGUUCAGUGAGUUCUGACAUUGUUUGUCACAAGUUUAAAGCAACUCAACUUCAGAUUGAACUGCAAAUGGAAAUGAGGCGUGAUUUAAAGGAGGAAAGCAAAUUCCAACACAAACUAUCAAGAGAAAAUGUUGAAAAUCCCAAGAAUUUAUUUAUUUUUUUUAAGUCUUUUACAUAAAAGUAAUGUUUUACCUCUUAAUUGCAGUUUGGCAAUAGCUAUACACCUCUGCUGUGCUAAAAAAUACCUUCAGUUUUCAAGGACAGCAUAUAAUCACUGGCCACUUCUUUGGGUACACCUGUUCAUCUGCUUAUAAACACAAAUAUCUAAUCAGCCAAUUAUAUGGCAGCAACUCAACAACUCAGUAUGAGAAUAGGCAAGAAAGGUGAUUUAACCUUUACACACUGUUCAGGUCAAAUUUGACCUAUAACUACUCAUAUGGAUUUUAGAUCCACCAAUGUGGGUCAAAUCAAGGAACAUGGUGGUUUUAGGGAGUCUGUGUGUGUCGUAUCUGUGUUUUUCUUUGUGAGACGGUUGCAACACUGUCUGUGUUCCCACCACAUAUGACCAGGUUCAUGCAGCGGCAGGUACAUACUGUACUGGUCUUUGAAGGGUCAUGAGGGGAAUCUCAAAGCAGUGAAAUAGAUAUGGUGCACAUGAGAAACAGAGGACAUACAGGGGUCAGAGGGUGCCUUAGCACAGAUAUGAUACUCGCUGUGCAAGCACAAGCACCUGCAAUGUAAAUAAAUAAUCUGAGCUGAGAUCAACAGAGGGGCUUUGGGUUAGAAGAUGUAAAGGCACCUGAGCUGCCGUUUCAGUGACUGAGACACUGAAACACAUGUAAGGUUUCCUGCCACUGCUUUGAAAGCACAGGUUAGUUUGCCACGAGCAAGUGUUUUUGAAUGUUUUGUGUUCUGAGUGUUAAUUAAUAUUGAAUUGUUAUUGAUAAUUAGAGAUGGUAGUUAUGAGUUUUUUUUUUAUGAUAUAGAAGUGAGCACAGUGUUUCCAACAGC